Kuraishia capsulata CBS 1993 is the source of this 546-nucleotide messenger RNA. RefSeq lists its product as uncharacterized. NCBI's taxonomy places the organism in Eukaryota, Fungi, Ascomycota, Pichiomycetes, Pichiales, Pichiaceae. Gene Ontology annotation, molecular function: structural constituent of ribosome; rRNA binding; snoRNA binding. The coding region runs from base 1 to 546 and encodes 181 amino acids. The record is from RefSeq and is a predicted model, not a curated record. Gene Ontology annotation, biological process: rRNA processing. The transcript has a single exon. Gene Ontology annotation, cellular component: small ribosomal subunit; small-subunit processome; Mpp10 complex.
AUGGUCAGAAAACUCAAACAUCAUGAGCAGAAGCUACUGAAAAAGGUAGACUUCCUCAACUGGAAGGAUGGCCACAGAGACUUGGAGGUGAUGAGACGCUACCACAUUCAGGACAGAGAGGACUACCACAAAUACAACAAGAUCUGCGGAGAUGUGCGGAAGUUAGCACACAGACUGUCUUUGUUACAGCCGAAUGACCCUUUCAGAAUCAAACACGAGCAAAUGCUGCUAGAGAAGCUUUACGAUAUGGGCAUUCUGGCCACCAAGUCUAAGAUUUCUGAUCUUGAGAAUAAGAUGACGGUCUCGGCUAUCUGCAGAAGAAGACUGCCGAUAGUGAUGACGAGGCUCAAAAUGGCAGAGAACACACCGGAUGCCGUGAAAUUUGUCGAGCAAGGCCACAUCAGAAUUGGCCCCAAUGUGAUCACAGACCCAGCCUACUUGGUUACGAGGAAUCUAGAAGAUUACCUGACCUGGGUGGAUGGAUCUAAGAUCAAGCAAAACAUACUCAAGUUCAAGAACAGGUUCGACGAUUUCGUCGAUGCUUAG